Molecule: messenger RNA, 1917 nt
Organism: Paramecium tetraurelia
Lineage: Eukaryota; Ciliophora; Oligohymenophorea; Peniculida; Parameciidae
Exons: 3
Biological process (GO): triglyceride catabolic process
Cellular component (GO): cytosol
Molecular function (GO): sterol ester esterase activity; triacylglycerol lipase activity
Source: RefSeq, a predicted model, not a curated record
AUGUAAAUCAUAGAUCAAAAAGAUAUAUAGGACAGUGUGGAGAAAUACAUUUUGGACGCCGAGCAAGAUUAAAGUGAAGUAUUUGUUUUACCAAAUCAUUAAAUGAAUAUCCUCUCUAGAAAUGCUGUAGAUAAAUUGUAAGAUAACAUUUAAAGUUCCAUUAUGAAGUUAAAUCAAUUACUGAUGAAAGCUUAGGAUAUAACAUUAGAAAAUCAUAAGAACAAGGAUUUAUGCUCAAAGGCUGUAUAAGUAGUUUAGGUGGCUUCAAUUGGAUUGAUGUAAAUUUUGAACAUUAAAUAAUUGCUUGAAAACAAAGUUCUAGCUGUGGAACAAAGUGUCAGUAGUCUAAAUAUCACAUGCACAACAAAUCAAUUAAAUUAAUACUCAACAAAUUUAGUUCUUGAUUAUAUGAAUCACAUAAUUUUGGAAAAAAUUCUAGAGCUAAUUGAUAAUUUUUCAUAGCUUCAGAAAGAACAGAAACGAGGUCUUGCCAUCUAUUUAGCCAAGUUAUAAUCAUGUGUUGAAAUCCUACCUGGUGCUACAACAGUUAAACAUGAUGAUUUAUAUGCCAUACCCUAGGAUCAUUAAGAUUGGUAAAUGAUUAAUCCUUUUAUCGAAAAAAAACAAUUGGCAAGUGAUGAAUAGAUCAAGAAGUCUUAUGAAAAAGCCUCGUUUGGAGUCCUACUUGGAACUGCUAUGAUUUCAAAAGGUUCUGAAUAUAGUGGGGAAUUACAGAAAUCCUUUAUGGAGGGAUUUGGAGCCUUAUAUUAUGGAUUAAAUAAAAAAAAGAUGAAAAGCAGAGCCGAUCAUUUUCUAGUAGAAGCUAAAAAGGAAGAUGCUUUUAAGACCUGGAAUUUACCUGAAACUGGAAUAAUAAAGAAAUUCCUACCAGCCAUUUUUCCUUCAAUUUCUUUCAAUAAGAAAAUUUACAUUCCUAAAUUAUUUAGAAAGAUUACUAAAGAAUAUAUCCUUGAUUAAUAUAAUAAAGGAACAAUCAAUAAAAUAAAUAAUGAUUGUGGAGUAUUUUUCCCAGAAUAAAUGAUUACAAUUGAUGAAUUAUUAAAAAACGAUUUAAAUUAAGAUAGAGUUUAAGUUAGGCUUCUAUGCCAUGAAUCCUUGAAAUUUAAAGGAUAAGAUGGAUUUAUGUCAAUGUUCAAAAGUACCAGGGGCAAAGAGUUUAAUUUUGAUAAGAUAGUGAUUCACAUACAUGGUGGAGGUUUUGUGGCCAUGUCAUCAAGAUCACAUCAAACUUAUACUAGAAAAUGGGCUAAUAACAUGAAAGUCCCAAUCUUUUCUAUUGAUUACAAAAUGGCACCUGAUAAUCCCUAUCCUGCAGGAUUGGAUGACUGUUGGCAAGCCUAUAUGUUUAUAAUUACUUUCAUUUAGAAAUAUUUCAAUAUUGUCCCAUCUAAAGUUGUAUUAGUGGGAGAUAGUGCUGGAGGUAAUUUAGUAGCAGCUUUGACUAUCUAAGCAAUAAAGGCAGGAGUUAGAGUACCUGAUGGUAUCUUGUUAGCUUAUCCUGCACUAUCAUUAGAUAUGAAGUCUUUUACUCCUAGUUUCUUAGUGUCUCUUGAUGAUUCCUUGUUACACCAUACGGUCUUAAAAUUGUGCUUAGACUCCUAUGUGAUGAAAGAAUUUAAUCCAACAAUUGAUCCUAUGCUAUCACCUUCUGCAGUGAGUGAGGAAAUCGUGAGACUGUUUCCAAAAACUAGAAUUGUUGUAGGAACUUAUGACCCACUUCAUGAUGAAAGUUUGAGAUUAUUACUUAAACUUGUCUAAUAAAAAAAGGAUGCCAAGUUGAUUGAAUACUAAUCUAUGCCACAUGGAUUUUUAUCUUUUGAUAUUAUCAAUGGAAUGAAAGAAGCUAAACAAACUGUAAUAGAUGCUUAAAAUUGCUUGCUGGAAAUGCUAAAUUGA